Molecule: messenger RNA, 984 nt
Organism: Cajanus cajan (pigeon pea)
Lineage: Eukaryota; Viridiplantae; Streptophyta; Magnoliopsida; Fabales; Fabaceae
Source: RefSeq, a predicted model, not a curated record
AUGGCCACAUGGGAGGAUCUUGACACAACAUCAUUAAAGGAAGACGAAGAAGUAAACAUAUGUCUCAUGGCAGACGCAGACUCAUCAUUAGAAUCAGAUAAUAAAAAGGUAACUGAAUCUGACCUAAAAAUUCUUAAGCAUGCAUAUAAUCAACUUUUAUCAGAUUCAGCAAAUAUUUCUACAACAUAUAAGGAACAAAAGAAAAGAAAUUUGGAAUUACUUGAAGAAAAUUGUCUACUGAAAAACGAAAAUACAAAACUUCUUUCAACUUCAGAAGAAGUAAUCAAAUUAACCAAAGAAAACGAUUUAUUAAAGUCUGAUUUGUCAAAAUUCACACUAGGAACUAAAAAUCUCGAGCACCUUCUAAAGCACUCUAGGAGUGGGAAAGAUAGAACAAGAUUAGGGUUUGUUGAAUCUGAGUCCAAAAUCAAGACAAAAACUUAUGCAUCUUCCUUGCAUGGAAAUAAUGGACAAAAGUUUAAGAUGGAAGAUGCGAAAUCAAUGAAGACACCAAUGUAUCCUUCAAUGACUCUUGGUCUAGACAAAGAAUCACCAGAUGUUGAUAGCACAAUGUACCGAGGAAUGGUUGGUUCUCUCUUGUACCUAACAGCGUUGAGACCCGACAUCAUGUUCAGUGUUUGCGUUUGUGCUAGGUUCCAUGUACGACCUAAGGAGGUACACUUGCAAGCAGUUAAAAUAAUUUUAAGAUAUCUUAAAGGAACACCUAACCUAGGCAUCAACUUCUAUAUAAGCCAAAACUUUUCUCUUCUAGGAUAUUAUGAUGUAGAUUAUGCAAGAGACAAUUGGGAGAGAAAGAGCACUAGCCGAGGAUGCCAUUUUCUUGGUCGCUGCUUAGUUUCAUGGGCUAGCAAGAGGCAAAGCACGAUUGCCCUAUCCACUUGUGAAGCUGAGUAUGUUGCCACAGGACAAUGUCUCACGCAGCUACUAUGGAUCAAACAUCAACUGGAAGACUACGACAUUUAA